CCUAUGGAUCCUCAAAGGGAGUCGCCUUUUCUCCGCCUCCCAGGCGAACUUCGCAACCAAAUCUACAAUGCAGCCCUCGCGACACGCUCCCCGAUCAUAGACCCAGGCGCCCCCUCCCACCACACCUCUACGCCACCAUUAUGCCUCCCCCUCAUCCGCACCUGCCGUGCUGUUUAUGCCGAGGCUAGUUUGGGCCCUCUUUUCGCCUUGAAUCGCUUCCACUUCACCGCCGUAACGCACGCGCACCUCUUCCUUUCCAACCUCACUCCCGCCCAUCGCGCGUUUAUUCAAGAUAUAGAGGUGGAUGUGCGAAGCGUACACGCCCAGCCUGGGGAGUGGGCGACGUAUCUAGACUCGAGUCUGAGCGGUAUCGGGAAGCUGGGCUCAUUGAGGACGGAUGCGCCGGGGUUGAAGGUGUUGCGGUUGAAUUUCAGCGCGUGGCCUACGAUUGGACUUAGUAGGGCGGAAUUGGGGCAGCUGUUAAGGCAGAUGGUAACGGGUGUGGCUGGGUCAGGCCUAGAACGGUUGGUUGUCAUGGGUGCGAGUCGAGGAGAGACGAUGGCGAGGAGGGACCCGUGGAGUCCGGUGCAUUACGUAGGCGCUGAUGAC
Molecule: messenger RNA, 609 nt
Organism: Mytilinidion resinicola
Lineage: Eukaryota; Fungi; Ascomycota; Dothideomycetes; Mytilinidiales; Mytilinidiaceae
Exons: 1
Source: RefSeq, a predicted model, not a curated record